AGGUCCUCUUUAAUUUUCUAAGCGAUCAUGUCACCCAUCUUUCUGAUUCCAUUUCAAAACAACAAGCGACCCCAGAUAAGGCCACACACAAGACCUCGACCUGGGGACCCCGGUUCUCUCGGAAUAAAAUGGCAAGAACUCCAAGCAUUUGUUUUUUCUGACGAAGGAGCAGUUAGAGUUAUAAUUAUCAUUGGCGGCGCACUUCCAUGAUAAAUUCAAAAAGCCACAGCCUGAAACUGAACUAAAAGCAUAAGCAAAGGACAUUGAAAAACAAUGGGACUGCGCCUACCGAGCUCCCUCCCGCGAAACCGGCAACAGGUUGUCACUGCGGCGGUGGCCGGCUUUGGCACCUGUGUCUUGCUUGCCGGUGUUUGGCGAAAGAGGAGGCAUCUGUUAAAGAAGGUAAAAACGCUUCUCUGGGACACUGAUUUGGCUGAGGAUGCUGUGGAUGAUCAGGAAGAAGUUGUAGAAGCAGCGACCGAUAGACGACAGGGGAAAAAUAAGCCAGCGUUUGACAGAGAUCAUGAGGAAGAUCCGCUCGUGAUUGCCACUCCGGCGGCGGCCAGACAGAAUCAAGAUCAUCGUGAAAAACCAGAGACCGAGCUUGCGGGUGCAUCAGACACGGCAACAUCGGCGGUGAUUUUGCACGCCGACGAGGAUGCGUUAUUUGAUGCGGGGAAGCCAGCAACAAGCUCUUCCGGCACUGGCUGUUGUGGCGGAGCAGGUUCUGCUGCAGGCGGGACAAGUGCCAAUGACAAGGCCAGUAGUUCAUCUGGCUGCUGCGGUGGAUCUGCGAGCAGCAGCGGUGGUGCAGCGAGCGCAGCCUCAGUGACCUCGACCUGUUGCUCUUCAUCUAAGAGCGAGAGCCAGCACGGGUUUCACGAUGCGCCAACAUCGAAUUCACAUACACAUUCUACCACUUUCCAGCAAGAGCAGAAGCAGGCUUUGAAGCAGUCGCAGCAGAAACGGCGGCACCACUCGCACUCAGAGGACGUAGACUUGGAAGACUUGGGCGACAAGUCGAAAAAGUUCGAAUUUGACAUCAUAAAGGCCUUUGCGGAGGACGAAGAGGAGGACGAGAGUUCGCUGGAGGACGAUUCGGACGCUGAGAGAAGAACGUCCAAAAAACGACAAGCAGAUGAACUACCAACUCAGUCCGACCGCAGAAACGCGUCUGGUACGGAUGGCAACGAAGGGAGAGAGAGUUCUCAGUUGCAGUCCACAUCUGGUAUUGGUGCGAGAAGUGAAUCGAUGAAAACUGUCCAAGUAAACGACGACAACACUGCGGAAUACAAAACGGAGCAUUACACGCCCGCUGAUAUGCUCCGCGACAUGAACACUAGUCCAGAGACGGUCGACGAAAACUCCACCGCCACAGCGUCUGGCUCGUCCCCCUCAGCACCAGAACCUCCAAAACACCUAAAGCCGCCACAGGCCCUCCUCCCCGGCAACGGGCAGAAGGUGUGGAUGAAGACGUUCGGUUGCAGCCACAACGCGAGCGACAGCGAGAUCAUGCUUGGGCUCUUACAGGCGGAGGGGUAUGUUAUCACCGAUGACCAGCUCGCCGCGGAUGUGAUGAUCGUGAAUUCCUGCACGGUGAAGAACCCGAGUCAGGACGCCGCCGUGAAUUUGAUCAAGAAGUCGAAGAACGAGGGCGGUGGUUCCGGCGGGCCCACGCCGGUCAUUUUAACCGGGUGCGUAUCUCAGGCGGACCCGAAGUUUGUGAAGAACCUGGAGCAGUCGAAGGUGCAGAACGUCAGCAUCGUGGGGCUUUCCUACACGGACAAAAUCGUGGACGCCGUGGAGCAGGUGUUGCAGGGAAAUCGGGUCUACAUGAUGGACUUCUUGGACAACCCGCUGAAGCAGGCACCGCUGCUACCGAAAUCGCUCAUGCUGCCGAAAGUGCGGAAGAACCCGCUGGUGGAGAUCAUCGCGAUCAACACAGGGUGUCUGGGUGACUGCACGUACUGCAAGACAAAGUUCGCGCGGGGCACGCUGAAGUCCUACUCAGUCGAGCAGAUCGUGGAACGGGCGAAAUUUGCGUGGGAGAAGGACGACGUGCAGCAAAUUUGGUUGACCUCGGAGGACACCGGGGCCUACGGGCUGGACAUCGGAACAAAUAUCGUGCACUUGCUGGAGGCGUUGCUGAAGGUCGCGGAAGAAGCGUCUGCACUUGCAGGUAGAACAAACGCUGGAAGCCGAAGUGAUUCAGAUUCUUCCCACAUCAUCAAUCCGAAGAAGAAGAUCCUCCGUCUGGGCAUGACGAACCCGCCGUAUAUGGCCCGCCACGCGACGAGAAUAGGCGAGUUGCUGAACCACGAGAACAUGUUCGAGUUUCUCCACGUGCCCGUGCAGUCUGGCGCGGACCACGUGCUGAAAAACAUGAAUCGGGAGUACACGAAAAACGUCUUCACCAAGAUGUGCAAGCAAAUCCUGCAAAAAUCCCCGGACAUGACUUUCGCCACCGACAUCAUCUGCGGCUUCCCGGACGAGAAGGAUAGUGACCACGUGGAGACGCUGAACUUGAUCAAGGACUUCCAGUUCGCCGUGGUCAACAUUUCCCAGUUUUACCCCCGCCCGGGCACGAAAGCGGCCCACAUGCAGCGAGUGGACACGCAGGUGGUCAAGCAGCGGUCGACCGAGGUCACGGAUUUGUUCAUGAGCUACACGAAAAACGAGAAGUGGAAGGGGAAAAAAUUGCUCGUUUACUGGUCCGACACGGACAACAGUCGGGGGCGGAAGCAAACCGUCGGGCACACGAAGCAGCACGUCAAAGUGGUGGUUCCGAGGGACGAUAAGCUGUUGAACACGUGCAGCUAUGUGCUGGUGAAGAAAGUGACGAAGUGGCACUUGGAGGGGGAGCACUGCAGUGGUGGCGAGGAAGCAGAAGCUGAUGAACAGAACUGCGCAGCGGGAAUUGAAGGAGAAGUCGUGAUUCACUCCCGGGAUGCGGAUCUCGAUGCAACAGACGCUGCAAAAAAUACAGGAGAUGCGGCUAUCGUCGUUGCUGCGGAUGAAGCGGAAGUGAAGAUGAACGUUCAACAAGAAAGCGAGCCUGUAGCAGCUGCUGUUGUUCAAGAUGUCACUAGCGACGAUGAGAACGAGAAAAAAGCUGCAGAACCGCAUCAAGAGCUCAGCACACCUGACAUUAGCGCGGCCAAGAACCUUGAUGAGGGCUUAGCGCUGGCGGAAGAUUACGGGGAAGAGGACGAGGAGGAAACUGAAUUGCAGCAGGAAAGCGAAUACCACCACGGGCACGAACCAAAUAAAGGCGAAGACCACACUCACACAGAUCCGCGCGUGUCUUCCUCUGUUGCGAGCACACCGAGCACGAAGUUCGACGUUGCGGAUGACCGGGACGAGCUACAGGACGUUCUUCCUUCGUCUCCUGAGUUAGAGAUGGAAGUACAAGAAGCGAAUCAACUUGAGAGCGCACAAAAUGAAGAUACUCAGAGUGGGUAUGGGUUCGAAGAGAAGCAUGUUGUUGAUGAGCUUCCGGAACCAGAAAGCGACGAGCUGGUCGAUGUUGUCGACACUGCAGGUCCGCAUGUACAGGACCACUUCAUCAUACCGCCAGCGACGUCUACGACAGUACAGAUGGUCUCUGCAAACCCAAUCGCGUACAGCUGUGGCACGGCUCACUCCGCAUACGAACUGCUCUACGGGGGUGACGUUGCUGAAGGGAUGGAGCAGGAAAACCAAGACACCAUCAAACCAGUAAGCGACGCGACCCAGAACUUCGAAAGCGAGGACGGCGAGACCUCCAAUUGCGGACGACGAGACGAGGACAAAAGCCACCGUGGUACGAGCGAAUUCACUUCUGUUCAUGAGCACGCGGCAGACGCAGACGAAAACAAAGUACGGGAGGAGGCCUGCUCUUCUGCAACCGCGGCAUCGAGCUGUUCGGCUUCAAUGUCAGAAACCGAAGAAGAGACGGCGAGGAAUUUUUGCCCUGAUGAAUGUGCGGCGGAUGCCAAAAGCAAAAGGCAGGAUAGCGAUAGUUGUGGAGAAGAAGACGAAUCCACUGAGGCCGCAUUGAAGGACAAAAUCGAUCCUGCGCCGAUAGCACCGGAAGCAAACGAAGACGAAGUGCCUCAAAGUGAAGAUAAGAAAGGAAAAACAGCGACGGCGACCGGAAAAAGCGCAGAGAAGCAGAAAAAGAAAAAAACAAACAAGAACGCCUCCACUACCAGCGGCGCGUCUGGGACAGGUUCUGCGCCGCCGCCUCUCAAAUCAAAUCGUUUUCGAAGAAAACGCGUGCCAAAGAAACCGCCAGGCGCGGGAGUUGUAGCUGGUGAGGAGAUGUGAAGGCUCUCGCAUUGCAACAGGUUUUGAUAUUGGGGGAGCAGUGCAGCAAGAAAUCCAAGUCAUGCGACAAAACAAUGAUUGAAGUGAACCCUCCAGCACCACACACUUCAACUUUUGAAUCGCCUCCAACAACACACAGUAUCUCUUUUACCUGCAGCGCAAACAUGACGAUAGCGAAAUUGAUAAUGCACCCUGAC
This is a messenger RNA of Amoebophrya sp. A120, 4505 nucleotides long. The record is from the annotation of a GenBank genome assembly. NCBI's taxonomy places the organism in Eukaryota, Dinophyceae, Syndiniales, Amoebophryaceae.